AUGUCUUCUAUGGCUUUGCCGUCUAAACCGAAGAAGCCAGAGGAGAACAUCCUCAACGACGUGAACAUCCAGAAAUUCCUCAUUGACUUGAGACCGCCGCAGUUCGACGUAUCGCCGGUGUAUACCGCAACGUACACCGGGAUUGCGGUGAUUGAGAUGACAGUUAAUGGGGUCUCAGUCAUGCGCCGCCGCAACGACCUGCACUUCAACGCCACGCAGAUCCUCAAAAUCGCAAACGUAGACAAGCCGCUCCGGACCAAGAUUCUCGAGACACGCAUCCACACGGGCGUUCACGAGAAGAUACAGGGAGGCUAUGGCAAGUACCAGGGCACGUGGAUCCCGUACGAACGGGCGGUGGCUCUCGCGCAGCAGCUUGGGGUCUAUGACGCCAUCAAGCCGUUGCUCAUGUACAACGUCGCGUCCAGCGAGGCGCGGCUGACAAUGACCAAGGAGCAAGCAAACGUGGAUAUGAAGGCAAGCAUGCGCAGCGUGACCAACUCCAGCGCCGGCCUGAACUCGUUCACCAUUCACCGCGACGCGCCGGAACCCGCCACACGCAACUUCUCAUCUAUAACCGACGAUGAUGAGGCGCCAUCGCCAACCAAGAAGCCGAAGCACGCUAGCGGGAGUUUUAGAAAGUCGUUCGCAGCCUCACCGCAGUACGAUGCGGCAUUCGUGGCGCACACCCACGACACAGCCUUGCCAAAUCCAAACUCGCCCUUUACGUUGGAGCCCGUGAGCGCGCUGCUGCCCGAGUUUGAGGCAUCGCGGGAGUACAUCACGGCAAUUUUCUUGAGCGAUCAGCCGGGCCAGUUGGACGGAAAUGUCAACUGGGACGUGCCGAUCGAUGAUCUCGGCCACACGGCAUUGCACUGGGCGGCCACGCUUGCGAGGUUAGAGUUGGUCAAAGAGUUGGUCGAACGCGGGGCUAACCGCCUCAGGGGCAAUGCCGACGGCGAGUCGGCGCUUGUGCGUGCGGUCUUGGUGACAAACAACUCCGACCAGAGCUCGUUUCCGGAGCUUCUCGACUGGUUGUACCCGUGCAUCACCCUCUUGGACCACCAUGGAAGGACCAUCCUUCAUCACAUUGCACUCACCGCCGGUAUCAAGGGCCGUUCCUCUGCUCUGAGGCACUACUUGGAGUGUUUGCUCGAGUGGGUCGUGCGCAGAGGGCUGUACCUCAAGGAGGGCCAGUUGUCCUUGGGCCGUUUCAUGAACGAGGUGGUGAAUGUCCAGGACAAGAACGGUGACACGUGUUUGAACAUUGCGGCGAGAAUUGGCAACAAGGCAAUUGUCCAGCAGUUGCUUGAUGUGGGGGCAGAUCCGAGUGUGGCAAACAAGGCCGGGUUGAAGCCCGCUGACUUUGGCAUCAGCAUCAAGCAUAGUGAAGAUAGCGGUGCAGCAACGGCUGUCGCAGCCAUUGGUGUUGCAGCACUGUAUUCCACUAGUCAAUCUUCCAGCAAACUCUUUGAACUGAUGCAGGCGAUGUUGGGGCGUUUGCACGAGGACUUCCAGGCAGAGGUCGGCGAGAAGCAAGCAAAGCUCCAGGACUUGCACGCGCAGCUCCGCGAACGCACGCAGCAGCUCUCACACCACCGUACUAUGUUCGAGGAGUUAAGCAGCUCAGAGCGCGAGUUGAUGGAGUUGCGCCAAAAAAUCGGCAACCUCGACCUGGCGAUUGAGAAGGAAGAUGCGCGGUUCAAGGAGCAGACCGGUGACCAGUACGACCAGUUCCAAUCGUUUGAGGGAGAUUUUGACGCAGACGAACCGUUCAGAAUCGAUGGCGUGUACCAGCAGGUAGAAGAGGCGUUGCGAGAAGAUGCCGACGUGGAAGACGUUACGGUAGACGUCACUGGCAUCGAGUUGCCCGACCUGGAGCUCUUACACGCGCGCAUCCGUGCCUACAAGAAGAACGAGGCGUUGCUCGAGGGCUUGGCGCUCGAGUUGACGUCGAAGUCCGCCGACCUUGAGCUGAAAUUCCGACACGUUGUGUCGUUGUGCACGGGUGUGGAAGAGGAGCGCGUGGAUGCCUUGUUGGAGGGAUUGGUUGCUGCAGUUGAAAGCGACCCGGACGACGUGGAUCUUGGAAGGGUGAAGGGGUUUUUGAAGAAGGUAGAGACCUGA
This is a messenger RNA of Babjeviella inositovora NRRL Y-12698, 2124 nucleotides long. RefSeq names its product transcriptional regulator (gene SWI6). Gene Ontology annotation, cellular component: SBF transcription complex; MBF transcription complex. Gene Ontology annotation, molecular function: transcription coactivator activity; protein binding; DNA binding. The record is from RefSeq and is a predicted model, not a curated record. The transcript has a single exon. Lineage: Eukaryota; Fungi; Ascomycota; Pichiomycetes; Serinales. Bases 1 to 2124 code for a protein of 707 amino acids.